Carassius gibelio (silver crucian carp) is the source of this 2250-nucleotide messenger RNA. RefSeq names its product deleted in azoospermia-like. The coding region runs from base 333 to 1040 and encodes 235 amino acids. NCBI's taxonomy places the organism in Eukaryota, Metazoa, Chordata, Actinopteri, Cypriniformes, Cyprinidae. The transcript is spliced from 10 exons. Gene Ontology annotation, molecular function: mRNA 3'-UTR binding; protein binding. The record is from RefSeq and is a predicted model, not a curated record.
AAAGUUCGCGCGGUAAAACUCGCCAUCAGAUGAGAUCAGACCGUCGGCCAUUAACUUAAAUUAUGUAACGUAACGUUAAGGUUACAUCUAUCAGGAUAGCACAAAUGUUAGUCCAAUUAACUAAUUUUAUGCUAAAUGCCCAGAUUGCUUAAUGAAGAAACAUGAAAGAUCGUGUUGGAAAUCGAGCCGGUAUCCGCCUUGUGUGUGUCGAGAAGUUUGAAACUUUUCAUUUAAGUUACCUUAAGUUAAUAUCUCGGCUGACCUUGGGGUGUAUUUUUUAUGGAGUAAGUACGUUAAUGUAACAAAACGUGUGGCCUUACUUCAAAUCUAAGAUGUAUCAGGGCGUUCAGUUACCCCUGUGCCUCAUAUGUGGAUUGUAUUCAAAGGAUAUCCAGAAGCACCGUCAGGGCUUUCCGUCCUCUCUGAAGUUGUCUAACGGUUAUAUUUUACCUGAGGGCAAGAUGACGCCCAACACACUGUUCGUCGGCGGGAUUGACAUGAAGGUGGAUGAGAACGAGAUCAGAGAGUUCUUCGCCAAGUACGGGUCUGUAAAAGAAGUGAAAAUCAUCACUUAUCGAGGAGGAAUAUGCAAAGGGUACGGUUUUGUUUAUUUCAGUGAGGAUGUUGAUAUCCAGACUAUCGUUGAUCAGCCGAUCAGUUUUAAAGGGAAGAAGCUCAAACUGGGACCUGCCAUCAUGAAAGAGCGAAAUUCUCGUUCCGUGUGCUCUCCAAUGAUGGGUCCAUCGCAGUGGAUAAGCCCCAGCCCAUAUGUGUACUGCAGCUGCUGUCCCUCAGGCCUGGCCCCGCCCUCAGGCCUGGCCCCGCCCUCACCUGUCUUCAAUGGAGGGAAUCAGUACAUGCAGCCUUACACAUACUCCAGUCCUCCAGGAUUUAUUGUCCCACAGGUGCCCAUGAACUAUGCACAGACCACAUAUGCAUACCAGUAUCCCGUGCCACAGUGGUGUGGAGAGCAGAGGACGAGGCUUGUCAAUCAGAACUAUGUGGAUUGCGGAGUCCAGACUUUGCUAACCCUUCUGUAGCCUUCCGCACUAGCGCAGACUCCUUUUCUUGUGUAGAAUCUUAUUGAAGCAGAGGAGAACAACUUGAUGGAGAUCAAGCAAUGAACUUCAUUGUGCUUUCAAACACCUUUGCAGAUAGGGUCAGCCUGGGUGUGAGGUGAAGGUGUAUAUUGAGGGGAUGACCUUUCUGAUCAUACUGUAACCUAAUUCCUUGCACAUCCACAAACUGAAACAUUUGACAAGCAUGGUUUGCUUUGACUUAUUCCAUCCAUUUAUUUGUAUUGUCUGUGUUUUUCUUUUUGUCAUGGCCAACUAUCUUUAAAGACACUUUUAAGCUCACAAAUACAUAUUUAUAUUUUACGUUUGCUUAUUUUAAAGUUUUGACUCACUGUUGGUGAUGCACUGUAUGCAUCUAGGUAACUGUUCUGACUGUUCAGUCUGUUGUUUUAAACCAAUGUUCGUUUGUUUACUUAUUUAGGCUGGGGGGUGUUCACGGUUAAACUAGUUUUAUUUUGGGGUUUUCACAUUCAGGGCACAUGUUUGGUUAUUGAGCACCAGGGUACAGUGGCUUCCCUCACUUUUUUUUACACUAAAUCUGCUUUCAUCGGUCAUUAUCACUGUACUUCCAUAACUUCAUUAAUGCUUUUUUUUUUUUUUCUUUGUUGGUGCAGUUAAGAGAUUUAAAUAAGAUCAUUGCAUUAAUUCUAAAAUUAUAAUAAAAUUUUACUGAGCCCUGUAAGUCACAGCAGGUCACAGGAUGGUUGGCUUGUUAAAAAUUAUACCGAUGAUGGAAUAUUGAUAUCACUGUGAACACACUCAAGCUGCAUUUUUCUAUUUAUCCCAGCACUAUUUCACACCAGUUCACUGAGUUUUGUUUUAUAGGUUUGCAAUGUUCUGGGUAUUGAACUGAACACAAAGCUCUCUCAUUUAAUCCAGUGUUACAACACUGUUCCUAGAGGUUUGGUUCUUGUAGGGGGGCUUUGAUUUAUUAACUGUAGCUUAUUCAUUUAAUACUUUUAGAAACCAACUCUGACUGACUUGUAUUGAAGUGUUUUAUUUCCUCACUUCCCAUGGCUUCAUGGGAGUUGUGGUCUGUAUUGUACCAUAGUCUGAGAGCUUCUAAUCACUGUACUCCGGGUUUGCUUUGUGUAUAUAUAUUUUGGAUUUUGAUGUUGGCUUCUUUUUUUGUUAUUAAUAAAAUAAAAGUUGAAUAAACUUACUCUUGCUUUAA